Molecule: messenger RNA, 1572 nt
Organism: Colletotrichum gloeosporioides
Lineage: Eukaryota; Fungi; Ascomycota; Sordariomycetes; Glomerellales; Glomerellaceae
Product: Amino-acid permease GAP3
Exons: 6
Coding region: 1-1572 (523 amino acids)
Biological process (GO): amino acid transmembrane transport
Cellular component (GO): membrane
Molecular function (GO): amino acid transmembrane transporter activity
Source: RefSeq, a predicted model, not a curated record
AUGCAGACGUCUCAGAUAUCCGACACGCAGGCUUCCGAGAAAUCAGACCAGGAGAAGCAGUUGUCUCCCGUGCGCACCGCUGAAUCUGUUCAUCAGGGUCAGAUCACGUCCGAUGAACAGGAGCAGGGGGACUUACACCGAGAUUUCAGUCCACGGCAUAUUCACAUAAUAUCCCUAGGCUCUAGCGUGGGCAGCGGGCUUUUCAUCGCGACUGGCAAGGCGUUAGCAACCGGCGGCCCCGGCACUAUGUUCCUGGCUUACUUGAUUGUAUGUACUGGAGUUUGGUCCAAUCUCCAGAGCCUGGGUGAGAUGACCAUCGCUUUCCCUGUUUCUGGUAGCUUCGUCAACUAUGCUGGUCGAUGGGUUGAUCCUGCUCUAGCCUUUGGUGCAGGUUUUGCCGAAUGGCUCGUCUCGAUCUUUCUAUGCAUUUGUCUUGUGGUCUUCUUCCUCCCGAACAAGUUCUUCGCCUGGCUUCAAUCCAUUGGAUCGCUUGUCAAGAUCAUUCUUUUCGUCUUCGUUAUUUUCCUCUCUCUUGCAUUGAUCGCUGGCGCCGGCCCCACCGGAUCUGUCAAAGAUGGAAGCUAUUGGCGUGAAGGAAAGGCAUUCCAGAACGGAUUCAUGGGCUUUGCGAGUUGCGCACUUCUAGCUAUCUGGGCAGUUGGCGACCAGGUCUUCAUUGGCGUCAUGGGAGGAGAGGCCAGCUCGCCAAGAUAUUCGAUGGCCCACGCGUCAACUCUGGUCCCGAUACGUGUCAGCUUCAUGUAUCUGGUCUCCGUUAUCUUUAUCGGCAUCAUAGUCCCAUCAGAUGACCCCCUUCUCCUCGGCGGAUCUGGCUCUGCGGCCUCGCCUUUCGUCAUCGCAACGCGGAACUCAGGCCUGGCGGGAAUUCCAGACUUCAUCAAUGUCUGCAUGAUCAUUGGCAUAUUGGCCAUUGCGCUGGAGUCGAUAUAUCUUCCCUCUCGGAUCAUCCGUACCAUGGCUUUUCAAGGUCUGCUUCCGGAGGUUCUGGCAAAGUGCGACGACAAAGGCCGUCCUCGAUGGGCUCUUUUCAUCAGCGCCAUUGUGGGUGUUAUCUUGAGCUACCUCAGCUUGAGCAGUGAAGGUGGUGGAACCACGGCGUUGAAUUGGUUCAUUUCGAUCACGAGCGCCUCAUUUUUCAGCAACUGGGCCAUCAUUGCUUUGACGAACUUGAGGUUUCAUGCUGCUUUGCGAGCACAGAACGACAAGAUAUUUAGCCAAAACUUUGCCUGGAAGUCUAUCGCCUGGCCGUUUGCACCCAUCUGGGGUCUCAUUAUAUCCUCAAUGCUUCUGGUCUGUCUGGUUUAUGCGGCUGUUAACCCUUCGACCGAUUUCUCGGCCGAGAACUUUUUCGAGUACAUGAUCGGCCUUCUCAUGAUCGUGGGUGCUACGAUUGGCUACAAGCUCGUCAGGCGCUCGCGUUGGGUCGAUCCAGCGGAAGCUGACUUGGUAACCGGGCGGCAUAUGCUGACAGACGAAGAAAUUCAAUUUCUCAACGAAUACUACAGUAGACCUUUGUGGAGGAGGGUGAUGACUUACCUGUCAUUGGUUUGA